GCAGUAAGCACCAGAUCAUCCUACCUGAGUUUUCCCGCCAAAAUCAGAGCCGGUUUUCAAAAUCAGUCGCAAGGAGGCUUCUCCUGCACUACUCCCUAUUCCAUUUUUCUCCAUCUCAAUUUGACAGAGAACGAAGAGGUGCCGACGAAGGAGACGGCUCCCAGGUCACGAUUCACUGAUUUAUUCGGCUACGGUUGGAGCACCAAGAACAGCAGCACCCGCCACAGAAAACUCCGAUCUCCAUGUCUAAGAAACGGGGGCUUUCUUUGGAAGAGAAGCGUGAGAAGAUGCUUCAGAUUUUCUAUGAAUCGCAGGACUUCUUUCUUCUCAAGGAACUGGAGAAGUUGGGGCCUAAGAAAGGUGUGAUUACUCAGUCUGUGAAAGAUGUUGUCCAGAGUCUUGUGGACGAUGACCUGGUUUUAAAAGACAAAAUAGGAACAUCGGUUUACUUUUGGAGCCUUCCUAGCAGUACUGGAAAUCAGCUGAAGAAUAUAAAGGACAAACUUGGGUCUGAUCUGCCAAGCAGUAAGAAGCGGUACGCGGAGCUUAUUGAACAGUCUGCGGGACUAAAGAAGGGUCGUGAAGAAUCAGAUGAACGAGAGGUGGCCUUAUCAGACCUGAAAGAUAUUCAGGCAAAGCAUAAUGAGCUGAAGGAGGAGAUGGCAAAAUAUGCAGAUAACGAUCCAGCUGCAUUCGAAGCACUGAGUUCAGCACCUGCUCUAAGGAAGCUAUUGACGUCGCUCAUGCAGCCACAAACAGAUGGACUGUGGUAUUCAAAGAACUUCCCCCAAGCGGCAGAGCAGCUUGAUAACCUGUUCAAGGAGGUGGGAGUAACGGAUGAAUUUGACUACUUGGAGCUUGCACCUGCUCUCCCUCUCAAUGCGAUAGGCGCCCCCGAGGCUGAAGAAGGCACUCCCUAGACUAGGGAUGGCAAUGGGUCGGGUCGGGGACGGAUAGUGCAUAUCCGUUACCCUACCUAAAAUAGUUCUGGUUUUACCCAUACCCAUACCCACAUAUGAAACGGGUAGAAAAUUAAAACCAUGCCUAUACCCGUUCGGGUUUCGGGUAUCCACGGUUAUCUAUGGGUAAUGACCUAAUGGACCGAAUGGACAGUUGGCGGGUAUCCACGGUUACGGAUAUCCCGAUAACAUCAUAAUACAACCAAUAGUUCAAAGCAGAAUAAGGGUAUUAGCCAAAU
This is a messenger RNA of Linum trigynum, 1198 nucleotides long. Lineage: Eukaryota; Viridiplantae; Streptophyta; Magnoliopsida; Malpighiales; Linaceae. The record is from the annotation of a GenBank genome assembly.